Messenger RNA from Magallana angulata, 2260 nucleotides. Its product is annotated as T-box transcription factor TBX18-like. NCBI's taxonomy places the organism in Eukaryota, Metazoa, Mollusca, Bivalvia, Ostreida, Ostreidae. Gene Ontology annotation, cellular component: membrane; nucleus. Gene Ontology annotation, biological process: positive regulation of DNA-templated transcription; regulation of transcription by RNA polymerase II; cell fate specification. Bases 91 to 2058 code for a protein of 655 amino acids. The record is from RefSeq and is a predicted model, not a curated record. The transcript is spliced from 11 exons. Gene Ontology annotation, molecular function: DNA-binding transcription factor activity, RNA polymerase II-specific; RNA polymerase II cis-regulatory region sequence-specific DNA binding.
UUUUUGUAAAUUAAGGAAAUUACGUUCUGUGCGCGUACACAACAUUAGAGUGAGAGAGGUUCAUUGUGUCACCACGUGUAACCCGGGAAGAUGCAGUCCACCGAGGAAAGUGACCAGUCCCCGGAGACCCAGGGAAACAUCAGGCGUAUCGGCAACACAUGUGUCUCCAUCAACCUCACCUUCGUCAAGAGUCGGCUCGGGAUAUUCGAGGCCGCCAUCAUCGUAAGAAUAUUAUUAUGGCUGUGGUAUUUCGAAAUUCAAGAUUCUGUGCAACAUUCCAAGGCAGGUGUGGAUCAGAAACCCUCUGAUUUGAUUCUGUCUUUCAUAUGUUUGAUCUGCACAUGGGCCGGGUCUAAUCUAGCGUGUGAUUACACGUACGGGUCAAGUUACGGGUUCUUCGAAUUUGUUGCAGGCAGUGUCUUCUUGACAUACUUCAUAAACUACUUGAUAUUUGCCUUAACUAUCGAUGAAAAAUGGUGUAUGAAAUUUGUGCCUUGGCUUGUGUGGCACUUUUUCAUCGGAGCCAUUUUCACCUUUUUCUUACUGAUAGCGUCCAUAGUGAUGGUUUCUCACAUGUGUGGACAAGGUGGAUACGCCGCGGCCGCUGUGUUCGGGUUCAUCACCACCAUCGUGUCCGGUGUGGAGACGUACUUCCUGCUGCAGUCUCUCCGUCAGGACCACGCCCCCACCGAUAACAAGGUGCUCAAUAUGUUGGGGGUCCCUAAGGGCAGCACCCAGUGCCCACAGAAUCCCGACUACGACCGGGAUAUUUUACCAGAGAUGGAUUUAUCGUGUCGCGGGGAAAGAAAAGCAGAGUCACCAGUAUCCAGACUCUCUCAGAAGGCCAAUGCUUUUUCCAUAGACUCGCUGCUAGGACAGAAAGUACCAAAACAAACAGAGGAUGAUACAUUUAGUGGACUUCAGUCAACUUCGUCAUUUUCAGGACCAACUAAUCCAAAACACGCAGAUUUACCACCAGGCGACAUUAACGACACCCACCUUCCCUGCAUAUCUCUGGAGGCCCAGCAGCCCAGCCCCUCCGUGUCCCCUUGUAGAAGCUCGGACAGCGGCUCCCCCGUGGUUCCCAUAGAACACUUUGCCGAGGAUUCUCCGGAGUUGGCCGACGUCAGAUGCCGUCUGGAGUCCAAAGAUCUGUGGAAGAAGUUCCACGAGCUGGGCACAGAAAUGAUCAUCACGAAAUCAGGAAGACGCAUGUUUCCUACUCUGCGCGUGUCCUUUAGCGGACUGGAGCCUGACCAAGAAUACAUCGUUGCAAUGGAUAUCGUACCCGUAGACAACAAGCGGUACAGGUACGCCUAUCACCGAUCAGCGUGGCUGGUGGCGGGAAAAGCCGACCCUCCUCUCCCCUCCAACAUCUACGUCCACCCAGACUCCGUCUUCACGGGAGCACAACUUCAGAAACAAAUCAUCUCCUUUGAGAAACUUAAGCUGACCAACAAUGUACUGGACAGGGCUGGACAUAUAAUUUUGAAUUCCAUGCACAAGUACCAGCCUCGAAUUCACAUCAUCAGGAAAACAUCAACUACACCUAAUCCUCUGACGUCACUGAAAAUGACCGACCAUAAAACGUUCUCUUUUUCUGAGACUGGAUUCAUUGCAGUAACCGCUUACCAAAACCAGCUGAUUACAAAGUUGAAAAUAGACAGCAACCCUUUUGCAAAAGGUUUCAGAGAUUCCAGCAGGCUAUCAGACAUAGAAAGAGAAACGAUGGAGAGUCUUUUGCAAAGUCAGACACAGGCAAACAUGAUGCCUUUCAGUGAUGAACUGGGCAAACAAAGACAAACGAUCUUUCGAGGUUUAGGAGAUUCAGAGCUUGCCUUAUCUCUGUUACACGGAGCUAAUUUAGUGGCGGGCUCCGGGUCACUGAGUCCAUCAUUGGGAAACUCAAUCAACAGAAGAUUGUCCCUACCUAUGUCGCCUCUCUAUUAUACCGGAGCCUUACCCAAUCAGGAGAUCCUACGUCAUCAGUUUGUCAACCAAUCAGCAUCGUCUCCUAUGUUACUAUCAACACACAGAUAUCAUCCGUAUCUCAAGUGAUGCAGUUUUUCAUAUUGUUAAAAACUUGGAUUUAUCCAAAUGCUUAUUAGCAUAAAAACACUUAAAUCAAAGGCUGCGGAAACCAAUGGUGCUGGACAUUGUCACGUUAAAUAUGCGAAUGUAUGGAUGUCAAUAUGAUUUGUUAUAUUUUCUAGUCAAAAUACAUGUAUGAUUUCAUUGUCAUGAAAAUAAAACCUGAUGA